Molecule: messenger RNA, 1167 nt
Organism: Penicillium atrosanguineum
Lineage: Eukaryota; Fungi; Ascomycota; Eurotiomycetes; Eurotiales; Aspergillaceae
Exons: 1
Coding region: 1-1167 (388 amino acids)
Source: RefSeq, a predicted model, not a curated record
AUGAGCCAGAUCUACGAUACUUUUAAUCAGGAGCCUGGCUGGCAGUCUCUAGGAAUCAACCAGGUUGCCGAGUUUACCGCCAUCAAUGUGACAGAUGGUCCAACUCCCACGAUACAAACGAUGGCAGUUCAUGGCAAAGUAGCCGCUGCUAUGUAUAAUGAACAAUCAACUACAAGCAAACACAACUGGGCUCGGUAUUCGAGUGGAUGGGACGCCACGCUCAAGGUGCCCGGUCUCUUGCUCGAAACAGAAUGCUUGUCGGUCAAUGGAAGUGCGGUCGGUUCCUGGACAGUUGCUGCAAACGAAAACGCCACUAUAUCAGUAGAAAUUGGACCAUACACGUCAAACAGCUCUUUUGAGGGCGUGCAGUGCCUUAUUUCGAUUGAAAAUGCCCAAAUUUCACUUCAGCAGUGGCUAUACGAUGGAACCGGAGACUACAGUUAUAGUAUUACCAACUGGGGCCAAGGAAUGAAUGCCGGUAUUUGGAAGCUAGGUAGCUCCGAAGAUGAUUUUUCUAUGGCUACUGAAGGUACCGACUGGUUUCAGGAUUUCUUGCCUAACCUCCAAAAUCUUUCGUCGGCCCCCCAGAUUGUUAAUCUCACAUCGCUGAUUAUCACGAUCGCCGAUAGCCUUAUGACUUUGAACAGGGGAUAUAGCGAAACUUUAGCUAUAUCGGCAGUUGUUGGUGCAAUAUUCGCUGACAUGUUCACCUCUUUUGAGUGGACAUACACUGACAUACCGGGAAACACUACAUAUCAAGGCCCUAUACGUUGGCAGAUAUAUGGGUCUGGACCCCGCUUACCUUGGGAGUGGACGAUUGCCACAGUCCUGGGCAUUGUUGUCAUGAUUCACGUCUACGACCUUGGCCUGCUUUUACGGUAUAAUGGCCUGGCUCAAGGCUAUUGGCUGAGUCUCAAUGGAAUGAUGCGAACCGCAAAUUUGUCAUCCCAAAUCAAUGAAACUUCCGAUGCCCAGAACGCAGAGACUCCAGCCCAAUAUUCUGAACCAACCCGCUUGUUUGCACGUGAAAUCAGAGAUUCGGAGGGGCAGACUACCGGAAAAGUUGUUGUGGUUGACCAGGAGACUUUGAAUUCGCAACGUGGACCAGGUGAAAAGCAAUACGUGGAGCUCCGAGACGAUAGAGAGUACAGCAAAAAAGACCAAUAG